AUGGCAGCAAGCACUGAUGUAAAGGUUGUCGGGACCCGUCCAAGCCCAUUUGUAAACCGGGUUCAGUUUGCCCUGAAUCUCAAGUCAAUUGACUACGAAUUCAUCCCGGAGAAUUUGCAGGCCAAAAGUGAACUCCUCCUGAAAUUGAACCCUGUUCACAAGAAGGUUCCAGUUCUGGUCCAUGGGGAUAAGCCCGUCUGUGAAUCGCUUGUGAUUGUGCAGUACAUUGAUGAAGCCUUUCCAGAUGGUCCUUCCAUCCUUCCAUCCGAUCCAUAUGAUCGGUCAAUUGCUCGCUUUUGGGCUGCUUAUAUUGAUGACAAGUGGUUUCCAGCAUUUAGGUCACUAGAAUAUGCAAAAGAUGAAGAGUCAAGGGCGGAAGUUUUGGAGAAGAUGUCAGAAGGUUUGGUAUUAUUGGAGAAUGCUUUUGUGAAGUGUAGCAAUGGGAAAGGGUAUUUCGGGGGAGACACAUUAGGCUAUAUUGACAUUGCUUUGGGUUGCUAUUUGGGUUGGCUAAAAGCAAUCCAGAUUGAGUUUGACCUCAAAUUAAUGGAUGAAUCCAAGACACCAGUCCUUGCGAAGUGGGCUGAGAGGUUUAAGAAUCAUGAAGCUGUGAAGGGAACUCUUCCAGAGACUGAAGAACUCCUCAACCUUAUGAAGGUGAUGAAAGCUGCAAAGGCUGCUGCUGCUGAUGCUGAAUCUGAAGCUUCCAAAUGA
Molecule: messenger RNA, 714 nt
Organism: Oldenlandia corymbosa var. corymbosa
Lineage: Eukaryota; Viridiplantae; Streptophyta; Magnoliopsida; Gentianales; Rubiaceae
Source: the annotation of a GenBank genome assembly